This is a messenger RNA of Panthera uncia (snow leopard), 963 nucleotides long. RefSeq names its product trafficking protein particle complex subunit 2 (gene TRAPPC2). The record is from RefSeq and is a predicted model, not a curated record. The coding region runs from base 251 to 673 and encodes 140 amino acids. The transcript has 7 exons. Gene Ontology annotation, biological process: endoplasmic reticulum to Golgi vesicle-mediated transport. Gene Ontology annotation, cellular component: nucleus; cytoplasm; TRAPP complex. Lineage: Eukaryota; Metazoa; Chordata; Mammalia; Carnivora; Felidae.
CGCGAGCGUUGCCUAGGGAGUUCCCAUAGAGGCUGCCGAGCGCGGGUCUGCGGCGGGAGCGGAGUGGCGGUUUCCGUCGUCAGCUUCUCCCAGCAGGUUUUUCAGCCUCGACGGCUGUUUUCUGCUCCUGAACAAAUCCUCCCCAGUUGAGCGGCUUCGCCAACGUGAAUUUAUUCUUCCAGUUCCGUAGCAGCCUAGAAACCCAGCACGGGCCUCCCCGGGCUGGAAUCCAGGAGCUAUAUUGAAGACAAUGUCUGGAAGCUUCUACUUUGUAAUUGUUGGCCACCAUGAUAAUCCAGUUUUUGAAAUGGAGUUUUUGCCAGCUGGAAAAGCAGAAUCCAAAGAUGAUCAUCGUCACCUGAACCAGUUCAUAGCUCAUGCUGCUCUCGACCUCGUGGACGAGAACAUGUGGCUGUCGAACAACAUGUACUUGAAAACCGUGGACAAGUUCAACGAGUGGUUUGUUUCAGCGUUUGUCACUGCAGGUCAUAUGAGAUUCAUUAUGCUUCAUGACAUAAGGCAAGAAGAUGGAAUAAAGAACUUCUUUACCGAUGUCUACGAUUUAUACAUAAAGUUCGCGAUGAAUCCGUUUUAUGAACCCAAUUCUCCUAUUCGAUCAAGCGCCUUUGACAGAAAAGUUCAGUUUCUUGGGAAGAAACACCUUUUAAGUUGAAUGCAGAACAAUUUGGAAAUAAACAACGUCACUACAAUGGGGUAUUCUCAGGAAUGUGUACAUUAUGGCGAGCACUGGCAGAAUUGUGUUCCAUCCCGAGUAACUUGGGCGAGUACUUCUGUUUGGUCUCAUACCCUUGUGUGAAGCUGGUGCCGUAAUUGCUUGCCCCAUCUGUCUCUUUGGUUUCUUCAAUAAAGGUGUUUGUCCGAGAGCGUGGAGUCUCGUAAGCGCCGCUCACCCGCCACCGCUGCUGUUGUGGUCCUCUUUCCCCCAGUGAAGGUCUGCAAACC